UCAGUCAGCUGUUUGUUGAUACAAACACAACAUUUUGUAUGGAUGUAAAUAAUAGUAAUAUUUAAAUUUUUGUACACAACUUGAAGAAAAUAUGUUGAAAAUUUGUCGCCUCGACGAAUGCAGCAGACAAAUUCGAACUUCCCAAUGGCUGCGACGCAAAAUGAGUAAAAAUUCCAAUGCAGAAACCCAAAUCGAUGGCUAUCGAUGGCAAAAGCCAUGCGGGGAAGACACCGGCAUCCAAAUCUACAAUCACACUGUGCGUGGCAAGGUGCCGCUGGUGCUGCGCAAUCCACACGUGGUCACCUGGUACACCUGCGGCCCAACGGUCUAUGACAAGACGCACGUGGGUCAUGCGAGCACUUACGUCAAAGUGGAUAUCAUCCAACGCAUAUUGCGUGAUUACUUUAAAUAUAAUCUAGUCACGGCUAUGAAUAUAACCGAUGUCGAUGACAAGAUCAUCAAGCGAAGCCGUGAAACGGGUCGCAAUUGGUUGGAACUGGCUCAGGCCUUUGCGGCGGAGUUCAAACUGGACAUGCACCGCCUGAAUGUGAAGCCACCCAAUUUGCGUGCUCAUGUGUCUGCCAAUAUAGCCACCAUCCAGCUUUUCAUCGAGCAACUGCUGGCCACACAGCAGGCCUAUGUCAGUCAGGACAACUCGGUUUACUUUGAUGUCGCCAGCUGUGCGAGUUAUGGCAAAUUGGAGAAGCUGCUCCAACUCCAAGAAUCCAAUCCGCAAUCCAGCGGGAAACGUACUGCAGCUGAUUUUGCGCUCUGGAAGGCCAAAAAGGAGGGAGAGGCAGCGCAGCAAGACGAGCCCAGCUGGGAGGCAUCUUGGGGCGGUGUUGGACGUCCCGGUUGGCACAUCGAGUGCAGCGCCAUUGCGGGCAAGUUCUUUGGCCGGCAGCUGGACAUCCAUGCGGGUGGCCUCGAUCUGCGUUUUCCUCACCAUGAGAAUGAGGAGGCGCAAUGUUGUGCCCAUUAUGAAACGGAUCAAUGGGUUAAUUAUUGGUUGCACACGGGCCAGCUGCAUUUGGUUGGUGAUGAGCACAAGAUGUCCAAAUCACGUGGCAAUACCAUCUCUGUCGAGGAGAUGCUGACGAAAUAUACAGCGGAUGAGUUUCGCAUGGCUUGUCUGCUGUCCAAUUAUCGCAAUGCGAUGCCUUAUGGAGAUUCCUUGAUGAUUACGGCACGUCAAACGUUGCGUAAAUUCAAGAACUUCCAUGCCGAUCUCAGCGCCUAUAUGCAAUUCCAGAAGCCGCUCAAGCUGCUGGAUGAGGGUGCUCUGCAAGCGCAGCUGAAGCAUACAAUGCUCGAGUUUGACAAUAGUUUGAGGGAUGAUUUUGACACGGCACGCGCUUUAGCCGUGCUCAUGGAUCAGAUGAGCAGCAUCAGUCGUUGCAUCAAUGAACAGCAGUCGGAUGCGGAACAGGAGCCGGCUUAUUGCCUGGAUCUGCUGCUGGCAGCGGGUAAUUUCAUUGGUAAUGCCAUGCAAAACUUUGGCAUCACUCCAUUCGACCAACAGCAGCAGGAGCAACUGAAUCCCACAACGGAUAUCAAUGCUUUGAUUGGUGAUCUGCUCGCCGUGCGUCGUCAGCUGCGCGAGAAGGCAAUCGGUGAAUCUGUCAUUCAGAAUCGGCAAAUGUUGGCUGUCUGUGAUCAAUUGAGGGAUCUGCUACAGCGACAUGGGUUCCAGGUUCGCGAUCACAAGCACGGCAGCUCCUGGACUCUGGUCGAGCAGAAGAGCGCUUCAAGCAGCGCUUAGAUUUCAUUUUUAAUCAUCAAAUUAUUGUUGUUACAUAAAUAAAUGAAGAGAUCUGUUGUGGGAUACAUUAAA
Molecule: messenger RNA, 1834 nt
Organism: Drosophila grimshawi
Lineage: Eukaryota; Metazoa; Arthropoda; Insecta; Diptera; Drosophilidae
Gene: CysRS-m
Product: probable cysteine--tRNA ligase, mitochondrial
Exons: 2
Coding region: 92-1762 (556 amino acids)
Biological process (GO): cysteinyl-tRNA aminoacylation
Cellular component (GO): cytoplasm
Molecular function (GO): cysteine-tRNA ligase activity; ATP binding
Source: RefSeq, a predicted model, not a curated record